Messenger RNA from Diorhabda sublineata, 2509 nucleotides. RefSeq names its product zinc finger protein 578-like. Gene Ontology annotation, molecular function: zinc ion binding; DNA-binding transcription factor activity, RNA polymerase II-specific; RNA polymerase II transcription regulatory region sequence-specific DNA binding. The coding region runs from base 226 to 1554 and encodes 442 amino acids. The transcript has 2 exons. The record is from RefSeq and is a predicted model, not a curated record. Lineage: Eukaryota; Metazoa; Arthropoda; Insecta; Coleoptera; Chrysomelidae. Gene Ontology annotation, cellular component: nucleus. Gene Ontology annotation, biological process: regulation of transcription by RNA polymerase II.
AUAGUUAUUGAAUUGUUUUAACAUUGAAAUAGGUGCUACAAAUUAUUUUCGUUAUAGUAGGCAACCAUAUAUACAUAAUUUAUAUUAUAACAAAGUUGAAGUAGGCUAGUAGCAAACACCGGAAAGAAGUAGAAAAUUAUAGUUAAAUUUUUGACAUCAGUAAUUAUAUUAUUUUGUUACAAAUAACUUUGGAAGAAAAAGUCUAAAUUAGCUGUGUUUUAAAAUAUGUCUGUAGUAUGUUUAACAUGUUUUCAAAAAGGCGAAAUCCUGACAAUGAGUCCAUAUUUUCAACAUAUAUUUGAUGGUUUGAGUUUGGCAAAUAUGAUAAAUUCUAUUUCAACAUUAAAGAUAGAGGAAAAUAAAGUACCAUCUCCAAAUGUCUGUCAAGAAUGUACAAAUACAAUAUUAAGUUUUUACAAUUUGGUAAAAAGAUAUAAAGCAGGGCAAACGUUAUUCACCGAUGUUGACAAGAAGGAAGAAGUAUUCUUUUUAGAAGAAAAAGAUUAUGACAAUUAUGUAGACUGUGAAGCAGUGUCUUAUAAAGAAAACAGUGAUCACGAAGACAAUCAAAAUUCAAGUCAUUCCCCCGAAUGGCCAGAAAAUGACCAAGAAAACGGUAUAUCAACAUUUCCAAAUUAUAUAGGAAGUUCUCUAAAAUUUCAAGAAGAAACAAAACCCAGAGUUAUUGAUGAAAUGGGAAAUGAAGUUAUUUCUUCUGUAAAAUAUACGUGUCAUGAGUGUGGGGAUUCAUUUCUUUUUAGAGUUGGUUUUUGCUCACAUAUGGUUCAAAAACACAACAUUUAUAUUGAAAAUCACAUGUACGAAAAGUAUAGUACCCAAAUAACUAUCAAGAUACCUCCACUUAUUGGAGAUCCUGUAAAUUUCGCAAGAAAAAGUUAUACCAAAAAGCACAUCAAAACACUAGAUGAUUUUCAAUGUCAGGUUUGUAGAGAAUCUUUGGAAACAGCUGAAGACUUGAAACAACAUUAUAAUACACACAAGAAUCAUAUAUGUGAACAUUGUGGAGCAGCUUUUGUAAAGAAUUCUUAUCUAAGAGAUCAUCUUUUAGUUCAUACAUCAGAAAAACGGUAUCCCUGUGAUAUUUGUGGGAAAAAAUUUAAAUAUAGAAAUGGAUUAUCUGUGCAUAGGAAUAUUCAUAUAAACUUCAGAGGAUUUAUGUGUGAUACUUGUGGUCAGGGGUUUAAUGCCAAAAGUACAUUAAAAACUCACAUAAAAUUAAAACAUACCAAUGAAAGAAAUUACCCGUGUCCAGAGUGUGAUCUAACAUUUAAAGUUAAAUCUUGGUUAGAUAAACAUUACACACGUAAGCAUACAUUUAAUAGAACCAAGGAUUUCAUUUGUAACGUAUGUGGUGUAGCCUAUUUAAAUAAAACUACAUUAACAAGACAUAUAUCAGAAAAACACACUGGUACACCUGUAAGACAUUAUUGUACUGUUUGUGACAAAAGUUACAGUAUGAAAACCAAAUUAAAUAUGCACAUGCAAAAAAAACAUAAUAUUAUUUUAAAUACUACAUCACAAUUACUUCUGUAAUAUUUCUUUUUAAUAUGUGUGUAAUGUAUAUGAAUCAGGUAUUGCUUUAAAAAUAGAGUCAAUAUUAAAAAAAAUAAAAUACAAAAUUAUUUGUAGGAAUAGAUAACAUUCUAGAUCUAAAAACUAAAGAGAUAGAGAGUGUGAUAAAUGGAAAAAGUUGUAUCUUUUAGAGCACGUUAUCAAAACAAUGUGAAUUUUCUUCCGUUCCGUCUAUCCUCAUUAUUAAGAAAACAAUCAAAAUUAAAGGAGAGGAUUUUCUUCUCAAUUUUCUGUGACAGCUUACCAUGACAUGAAUUUUUUUGGGAGCAUCCACCAACUUCUAUUUUUGAAAUUGAAGUUAUGAACAGAGAAUGUAAAUACUAAUAAAUCAACAUAAUGUCCUCAUAUUUCCUAAAAAAGGAAGGUGCAACCAACAGACAAACUUUAUAUUCUCUGCUCAUAUGUUACCUAAUAGUUGAUGGCUGCCUUAAAAAAAAACUAUUACAGAAGACUAUAAAGAAAAUACUCCUUUUCCUUUUUGACAGUUUUUGGAGUAAAGAUGAUAGGCAGCACAGAGGAAAAUUGGCAUUUUUUUGUUUUUCUAGGAUAAUCUGAGCAAAAGAUUUAAGAAGCUUUAAAAUGUGCACAUUUUUUCCAUUCAACUUAUUAUAUUUGCAUACUUUUGGUUUUAUUCUCGUCAUCUGAUUAUUUAUUUCAGCCUUGUGAAAUUUCAAUUUUCAAUAAAUUUUAAUCUAAAAUGAUCUUAGGUCAACUGACUUGAAUUGGUAUUAACUAAAGAUUGCUCUUGAAUACAAUAAAAAUUUUUAUAUUCUUAUUAAAAAGAAUAGCAACACAUGAUUCAUAUAUUCAAAAUGCCUGGUCAGAACAAGUUUGUAUUUAUAUUAAAUGUUUUAUAUACUUCUUUUGUAACUUAAUAAAAUUAUUGUUUAUUUGAAUACAUUACAUCAAAAGGAAA